AUGGCAAAGACCGGUUACUGCUACACCUGGUACAGUGUCGGUGCCCUCUCCAAUCGAUCGGUGGCGUCCUUAUACACGGUUGACGAACGUAGUUACGAUGCCAAGAUCUACAGUUUCACCAUCAUCCUAGAUGAAAGUCAAGCCGGAGGAGAUCCCCUACUGCAUCGGCUUCAUGACCGUCGGCCAGAUGCUGGCAUCGUCUUCGGCACCGGUAUCUCGGGCGCUCUGUUUGUCAACUUUGCGCAGCAGGCUGUCCAGAAAGUGUUCACUCUGGCCUCUGAGGAUGAGAUCUCCAAUGCGAUCUCCGGUGUCGAGAGCCAGCUUCUCAGCUCUGCAUCAGGGGAGCACUAUUCCCAUGCGACCCAUGGUAUCACUAGGUGUUGCUGGCAUAUCUUCAUCAGGUGA
Messenger RNA from Aspergillus tanneri, 405 nucleotides. RefSeq lists its product as uncharacterized. The record is from RefSeq and is a predicted model, not a curated record. The transcript is spliced from 3 exons. Bases 1 to 405 code for a protein of 134 amino acids. Lineage: Eukaryota; Fungi; Ascomycota; Eurotiomycetes; Eurotiales; Aspergillaceae.